Rubroshorea leprosula is the source of this 1226-nucleotide messenger RNA. The record is from the annotation of a GenBank genome assembly. NCBI's taxonomy places the organism in Eukaryota, Viridiplantae, Streptophyta, Magnoliopsida, Malvales, Dipterocarpaceae.
ACAACAAAGAAACUAAAGAUGCAGGACUGCCUCAACUAAUCAGCUAAUAGCAUCUCUGAACUCUGAUUUCACAGGGUUUAGGAUCUUUGCAUAAUUUUUUAAGUUUCACAUUUCAAUCUGUUUGUUUAUGCAACUUCAACUAUUGCAUGCAUUCUCUAGAGAUUCUUUUCUGAGGCAUAUGGAAUUUGACCUGAGUGACAGGACUAUCAGGUUUGUCUUUAUCUUGAUGAGUUCUUGUCUCUUUCACCAGGGAGAUAGUUGUGCAGUUCAAUGCUGAUGUCUGUGAUGGAAUGCCAUGGAAAUUUAUUCCGACUCAAAGAGAGGUAAGAGUCAAACCAGGAGAGAGCGCCCUAGCAUUUUAUACUGCUGAAAAUAGAAGCUUGAAACCAAUAACUGGCAUGUCUACAUGUAAUCUUGCCCCAUUGAAGGUACUGUGACGUAUCGAAGUAUUUGCUCAUAAUUUUUAGAUCUCUGUACAGAAUUAUCCUCCAUUCUGCGCUUCUGUGGCAUUUCAUGAAACAUGAUCUUUGCUUCAUUUUCCCAAUAUAACCUCAUAUUCACUCAUCAUUAGGAGUGCCUAAAGCUGGGACCUAGAAAAAAAUAUCUUGCCAUUCCCUUUUUCCUGGACUUUCUUCGAAAUAAACGCGUAUUCUUUUGAAUUGUUUAUAGAUAGAGGUAUGACUGUUAAGACAAUAGAUCAUCUUAUGCAUGAAAGAAUGAGUGGUUGAAAAUAUUUAGGAUAGAGGUGGGGUGAUUUUGAUUUUGAUGCGAAAGAAUGAAUGAUCAGCACAUUUAAUACUGUGAACUGCAUUUUUUGUUGCCCUUUCUUUUUAAUUAUUAAUGCAACUGGACAUUGUUACAUGAUAUUUUCUCAACAUAAUCUGUUCUAUUUUUUGUGGGGAUUUCCUUCUGGGGACUGAGAAAUGAUGGUAGAAUUGUAUUCAAAUAAUCAUGGGAGAACUUUAGCUGAAAUGCAGGACUACUUGUGUCUUGCUGCUUAAGCAUUAUUUCUAUUGGCACCGAUGGGGUCUUCCUGCAUCAUUUUUGGGUUUCAUUUAUUUGUGUUUCAGCACCAGUAUUGGAAAAACAGACAGUGGGCAUGCACAUGAAGGCUGAAGCUUAAGCAUGCAUGAUAAUACUUGUACAAGGAUCAGGGUGGUGUGGUUAUGACGCCAAUUAAAUUGUUAAGGCAACCAAAAUUCUGUUAAUAAAGAACUGAUUCUGUC